Taeniopygia guttata (zebra finch) is the source of this 1491-nucleotide messenger RNA. NCBI's taxonomy places the organism in Eukaryota, Metazoa, Chordata, Aves, Passeriformes, Estrildidae. The record is from RefSeq and is a predicted model, not a curated record.
CGCACCCAAACCGCAAUGACGUGGGGCCCUUCCUCCCUCGCCCUCCCGGCAGCGUGUCCCGCUCGGGGCUGGCAGCCGGGCCAUGGCCCUGCGCUCUCCCUGAGCCCCAUGGCCCUGCGGCGGCUCCUGCAGCCCGGCCCCGGCCCCGGCCCCGGCCCCGGCCCCGGCCCCGCGGGCGGGGAGCCGGCGCUGCCCGCGGACGGCAGGAGGAUGCAGCGCCUGGCCAGCACGGUGGGCACGCUGCCCCGCGGGCGCAGGCAGCUCGCCUUGGCCAGAUCCAGCUCCUUGGAGGACUCCUCCAAGCCACAGAGGCACCUCGUUGCUAUAUUGAAAGAAGAUAAAGAGACGUUUGGGUUUGAAAUCCAGACUAUUAGGUUUCCACACCACGAUGAUUUCUCCCUGGAGGUGUGCACUUGUGUCUGCAGGAUCCAAGAGGAAAGCCCUGCCCACCUCUCUGGCCUUCAGACUGGUGACAUCCUCAGCAGCAUCAACGGCGUGAGCAUCGAGGGCUUCGGUCACAAGCAGAUAGUGGACUUGAUAAAGUCUUCAGGGAACUAUUUGAGGUUAGAGACCGUCAACGGGGCCUUGCUCCUGAGGAAAAUGCAGCUGGAGACCAAACUGCAGGCUCUCGAGCAGGCGCUGCACCAGCGGUGGGGAGAGCUGCGGGCGCUGCUGGCCCGGGAGCGGCUCCUGCUGCACCAUGCGGGUGGGGAGGCGAACGACAGCGCUCUGCUGGGCCUGGAGCCCGGAGAGCCCAGCCCGGGGGGUGGCUGCAGCUCCCCGGGACCCUUCUUCCCGGGCAAGACGCGCUUCUCCAGCGAGAGCAGCUCCCGCAGCCGCCUGAGCUCCAUGACGGUGGGCAGCGAGGACAGCUUCUGCCAGGGCAGCGCCUUCGAGGACUGGGCGGCAGAGAGCCGGAGCCGGCAGCCCAGCCUGGACGAGGACUGCGUGUUCCCCGCGGCCCGGAGCUCGCUGCGCAGGAACCGCAGCAUCAGCCUGGCCAGCAGCGGCUCCGCGUCCCCGCGGCAGCUCCGCGACAGCAGCAGCUGCUCCGGCAGCCUCGGCACCCUCCCGCGCAAGAGCCGCAGGGCCAGUGUGCGCAAGCACCUGCUGAAAUUCAUCCCGGGCUUUCACCGGCCGCUAGAGGAGGAGGAAAGCCGGGUCUGAUGGCACACGUGUCACCCUCGCGUCUGGGCUGUGGCCUGAGGCGGUGGCACCGCGGGGCACUCCCCUGGACAGCAGCUCUGAUGAGAGUCACCCGGCUCUGGGGUUGUAAUUAUUUUCAUUUUUAAUCAGAGCACGCUGUGGGCCUCUUCAUUAACGUGAAAAAUGAGCGACUCCAAAACGUGAAGAACCUUUGCAGAACUUCCUCAGCGAACUUCACUGUUAAAAACAGUUUUUAAUUGAAUGCGAAAUUGAUAGCUAUUUAUUUCCUGUUACCAGAGUCAGUGUCUUCCAAAGGUCUUUAAUAAAACGAGUGCUUCUACUGAA